GAGCUGCUGUCCCCCGCGCAGAUCGAGGAGCCGAGAAGCAGGAGGGUGGACAUGCUGGGGGUGGUUCGCAUCUUCUCUCUGCUCGUGGCGCCGCUGCUGCUGGGCUCUGCGAGUUGCUUGCGUGCGGAGCUGACCUGGAGGCCUCUCCUGGGCCACUGUCCUUUCUAAGGAGCUCACCUUCCAGAGCCCAUCCACAGAGAACUGGCAGGGGGACCCUCUUAGGAGAGGAGGAACAUGGCGAACUUCAGGCAGCUGUCCUCGGGCGGGAAGGCUGCCUUGGCUGCUGGCACUGUCUUCAUAUCCAUGAUUAUCUCUCGCUCCUAUCUGGCUGGGAGCAUUGAACUUGGGGCCUGGCGGUGGCUGUUCCGCCUGCAGCUUGCCCUGUUUGCCAACUCGCUCAUGCUCAUUGGUUCUCUGUACAUCUGGAGGAGUGCAGUCAGCAACCUCAGCCACUCCCCUGCUGCAGACAGCUCCUGCUUUCAGCUUUGGAAGAUGGCUGUGGGGGCAUUUCUGGCCCUGGCCCACUCCAGCUUCUUCACCAUGCUCUUUUUAGUGGCUGAGGAGCCCUACCUCUUUUCCUUGGCAGCCUACUCCUGCCUCGGGGCCUACAUCAUCAUGGUGUUCUUCUUCUGCACUCUCAGCGGCAUGGAGCAGGCCUACCAGCUCCUGGCUUGGCGCAGUGGUAAGGCCGUGGGCAGCCUUGACAAGACCAGGAAGCUGGCCCUCAGGCCAGCCCUGGCAGUGAUGGUGACCGUUGUGCUCAGUGUGGCUGGGCUUCUCAACGCUGCCCAGCCACCCGCUGUGAAAACGGUGAUUGUGCCCACCCAUCAGCUGCCCCUGUCCAUGGACCGCCUCAAGAUCGUGCUCCUCUCAGACAUUCACCUGGGCCCCACGGUGGGCAGGACCAAGAUGGAGAUGUUCGUGAGAAUGGUGAACACGCUGGAACCGGAUGUCACAGUGAUCGUGGGGGACCUCUGCGAUUCAGAAGCCUCUGUCCUCCGCACAGCCGUUGCCCCUCUGGGCCAGCUCCGUUCCCGCCUGGGCACCUACUUCGUCACUGGGAAUCAUGAGUACUACACGUCAGAUGUCAGCAACUGGUUCGCACUGCUGGAGUCCCUUAAUGUCAGGCCCCUUCACAACGAGAAUGUGAAGAUUUCUGCCACACAGGCCCAACAUAGUGGUGGUGAGGAUGCUGACUGGAUCUGCUUGGCAGGGGUGGAUGACAUCGAGGCAGACAUCCUGCACUACUCUGGCCAUGGCAUGGACCUUGAGAAGGCUCUGGGUGGCUGCAGUCCAGACCACACCACCAUCUUGCUAGCUCACCAACCGUUGGCGGCCAAGAGAGCCCUUCAGGCCCGACCAGACAUUAACCUGAUCCUUUCUGGGCACACGCACGCCGGGCAAAUCUUCCCCUUGAAUGUGGCUGCCUAUCUCCUGAACCCCUUCUUUGCCGGUCUCUACCAAGUGUCCCAGACUACCUUUGUCUAUGUCAGCCCAGGCACAGCCUACUACGGGAUACCCAUGAGGCUGGGGAGCAGGGCGGAGAUCACAGAGCUUAUCCUGCAGCAGGCUCCUUGAGCCCGCCGCAUCCUGGACAUGCCUCUGCUGCCCAGCUCUUCAUUCUCCGACCCUCUUCAGGGCGAGUUGCCUGCGUCACCCCUUUCCAGUCUCUCCUGCACAGCCCUGCUGAUCCACACUGGGGCACAAGCCUGACUUGAAUGGUUACUUAUGGUGGGGUUUCUGGCCACUUCAGUGAGAUUCCUCUGGACAUGGCCAGUUGCUUUUUUACAUACGUUUGUGAUCCCACUAACGCUGCAUAUACGAGAACAGGCAUCAGUUUCCCACAUGACGGUGGAGUAAGUCUUCUGCAGAGCUCACAGGAAUGAGCAGAAAUGUGAGCUACCUUCAAAGGAAUAUGGUGAGAUAGCUGUGUAGGGAAGUGAUUUGGGGGUUGUAAACCUUUAGGAUUUUAUUUCCAGAGUCAUGAAUCUGUAACUUUCUGGGGGAAGAAACAGUGUGACUGAGUAAUCUGAGCAAACUGUCCACAGAAGGAGGCCCGUCUGGUGACUGGAGAAGAGUGUUUUCUUUCCCCCUUUGUCUCUUACCUGUCAACUUUAUUGAGGGCAUCACCACACCCUACUGGAAUACAGAGUUCUUCAUCCUGCUCCAGACCCUAUAUGAUGUUCCUCAACUGUCUGUGCUUCUGAGUCUUGGGGUCAGGGCUGGGGUGAAAAGAAACCUGAGCAGUGCAGUAGGUGAUGGUUAUAGUAAGGCUGCUCAGGAAGUCAAAGGGCUUGCCUCCCUUGUCUUGUUUUAUCAGCCCCACGCUGAGAUAAUUAAGCACAAACUACUUGUCCCUGUUUAGAGAUGAGGAAACUGAGGCAGAGAAAGGUUGGACACCAGCAGCAUGACAAGCUGUGUAAGAGGUUCUGGGCAAGAAGCCUAGUCUUCUGCCUGCCAGGGAAAGCCUUCUUCCAGGCACCAGAAUGUAGCUCAAUGGUAGAUAUAUUUUGUAUGUAUAAGAUCCUCAUGCAGGUGGGGGUAUAGCACAAUGGUUAUGCAAAGAGACUUUCAUGCCUGAGGCUCUCAAGUCCCGGGUUUAAUCCCCCACACUGCCAUAAGCCAGAGCUGAGCAGUGCUCUGGUAAAAAAAAAAAAUGAAUAAUAAUAAAAAAUAAAAUCCUCAUGCAGCAAAAAAGUGUUCUUUCUAGUGAGUGAUGGUUAAAUAACUAUCCUGGGUAAAUGCAGGAUUCAGACUUAGGUAAUCGUGUAGAUAGAAUGAGCAAACUAAUGUCCUUUUAAUUCACUUGGACUUGAUUUCACUUCACUUGUAGCACCCUGGGCCAGCUGCAUGAGUUGAUUGCUUUGAGUACAGCAUGGCUGGAUAUUUGAAGAAUGCUCAAGAAAUGGGAGGCCCCCUUAUCCUCCCCCACCCAGUUUGGGCUUAUUUUUUGUGAGAAACAAGGUUCUGUCUCCACAGUGGUGAAGUUGAGGCCUGAAUAGCGAGCAACAGGGCCUCACUCACUCCUCUCCCACUGGGCCCUGGCUAUGGCAUGUAUGGGGGGGGGAUGGGGGGGUUGUCCUUCCUGCAGACAACUUCCAGCCCACCAGCCUGACUCCAUCAGAGCUGUCCUAAGACUGCAGCUCCAGAACUACAGUGCCCUGCUGGCUGCUUCUAUAGAAAAGUAGACCAAGGUCACUACAUUUAGAGAGCCCUUUUCUGUAUGCCUGCCCCUUGACCAAUAAGCACAAACCUUCUAAAAAAGACCUCACUGAGAGGCCUGAGCACCUGGACUCAGUGCUCACUCUUUUGUGAUUGAGUUUUGCUCCAACUCUGGGCAAGGGGAAGGGAUGGCUGACUGGAAAGGCUUCACCUUUGCUGCUCAUCAGUCAGGCAACUCAGCCUCAGUUUCCCUCACCGAAGGCGGAGGUUAAUGAGCCUAUCUACCUCAAGGUUGUUUGUCGGGGAGGGUGUGGAGAUGGUGGCAUGCAAGGUGUGAGUGGCACAGUCAUACGGGAAGCAGCUGCUGUUGUUCAUCUGGAAGCAUCCAGGCCUGCUGCAGAGCACAGGUGAACUCAUAGAGCAGCUGACCCUUGGAAAUGUGAGGAGGUGGCCUGCUUCCUGCUUCGAGGGGCGGGGGGUGGUGGUGCUUAUGGAAGCAUCAGAAAAGGUUUCUUCUUUGUCCUCCUUGUUUUCUUGGUGCAGGUCUAAUGCUCCAUGUUCUUUGUUUUUUUCCUUUUUGAUGGUACUAUCUUAAGAUAAGUCUUAGAAAACAUAGUUUCACUCCAGAUACUUCAAUAUGCAUCCCUCUUUAGAAAGAAACAUUGUUACAGUCAUUAUCAGACCCACUGAGAUUAUCAGUAAUUAUUAUUAUUUGCUUCCAGGUUUAUUGAUAGGGCUCGUUGUGGGCUCUACAAAUUCACUGCUCCUAGAGGCCAUUUUUUUCCUUUUUCCUUUUUUUUUUUUUUUUUUAGUUGGACAGGACAGAGAGAAAUUGUGAGGGGAGGAGAAGAUAGACACCUGCAGACCUGCUUCACCUUUUGUGAACUGUCCACCCUGCAGGUGGGGAGCCAGGGGCUCGAACCAGGAUUGUUGUGUGGGUCCUUGGCUUCAUACUAUGUGCACUGCUUAGCUCUGGCUUGUGGUGGUGUGGGGACUGACCCUGGAACUUUGGAGCCUCAGGCAUGAGAGUUUCUUUGCAUAACCAUUAUGCUGUCUCCCCCACCCCUGCAGUAAUUCUUUAAUAUCAUCUAAUACCUACCUAGAAAAUUUGAGGCUAGGGGCCAGGCGGUGGUGCACCUGGUUAAAUGCACAAUUACAGUGUACAAGAACCCAGGUUCAAGACCCCCUGGUCCUCACCUGCAGGGGGAAUGACUUCACAAGUGGUGAAGCAAUGCUACAGGUGUCUCACCAUCUAUUUUCCUCUCUAUCUUCCCCUUCCUCUCAAAUUUCUCUCUCUAUAUAUAUCUAAUAAAUAAAUAAAAACAUUUAAAAAAAAAAAGGAAGAAAAAUUGAGGCUAGAAGCCAGACCUCCUCCCUCUCUAUCAAAGUGUUCUUUCCAUUACAUGAGUGUUAAGUAGCUGCAUCUGUUACAGGUGGGUACAGAAAUCAAAUAGUUAUCAAUAUUCUGUUAAUCUCAACUGUUUUUUCCCCCCUGUGGUAAAAGUCAUAGCAUAAAAUUUAGCAUAACUGUUUCUUUGUGUCCAAUACAUUAGUGUUAGGUAUAUACAUUAUUGUGAAACAAGUCUCCAAAGCCUUUUCAUGUUGCAAAUAUUUAUCCACUAAACAGUAACUCCUCUCUCCUCCAUUCUCCAGCCCCUGGUGAGCAUGUCCAUGCACUUGACUACUCUGGACACCUCACCUUGGUAGGAUCAUACUUUAUUGUCUGUGUCCAGCUUAUGAAUAAUGUCCUCAGUGCUCAUCUAGGUUGUAUCCUGUUUUCUUUUUAAAGUUGAGUAAGUAUCCUGUCAUGUGUAUAUCUCACUCUGUGUCUGUCCGUUCAUCCACCAAUGGGCAUUUGAGUUGCUUUCACCUCUUAUUUAUUAUGAAUAUUCCGGCUAUGAAUAGGGCUGUUUAAAGAUCCUUUCAAAACCCUGCUUUCAAUUAUUUUGGAGUUGUGCCCAAUAGUGGGAAUCCCACAGUAGUUGUAUUUUUUAUUUUUUUUUCUCAGGAACCUGUAUACCAUGUCCCAUAGCAGCUACACUGUUUUAUAAGCCCACUAGUAAGACACAAGGGUUCCAAUCACACACAAAUUCUUUCAUCCUUGUGGUUGUUCUUCUCCAGCCUGUCUGAUGUGAAGAUAACUCAGUGGUUUUGGAGGUUUGGAUGGCUCUUGGCUCUGGCUUAAUCAAUUUGUUUUAUAGUAAUCUGAAGCAUUCCUUCUCAUCUUCCUUUGAACUGUGGGAUCUGGGAAGUCCAUGUGUGGAAAGACCCCUCCACCUCAUCUUCUUCCCUCAAUCUGAGGGUUCUGGCAGCCUAGAAUUGCAUCAGGAUUCUCCAGACUCUUGGGCCUCUGGGGUGAAUAGAUCUGGUAUGUAGGGUAUUUGCAGUGGAGAUCUGUUCACUGAGUAGGUGCUUACCGGAGUUACAUUGAGAGACUUGAAAACAUUGUCUUCACACAAGCAGCAUGACCCAUCAUCGCCUGUAACUGCUGAACUGUCAUCAUCUCUUUAUUCUAGUUGAAGAAUGUGCACAAGUAAUGCAAAGGUAGUUAUUUUCAAUCUUGAGGGUUAGAAAGCUUGGGGAAUGUUGCUUUUACAUUACCCAGUGAUGUAAAUAUCAGUGUUAGGUUUUGUGUUUCGAUUUCUCACAAAGAAAUACUUGUUUACCAUUGAAAUAGUGUAAACUGAAUAAACAGAUUUUUAAAAAAUGUUGUAUUGGACAAUACUAAGUUCCUGAUGUGUAUUUAGUCCAAAGAUGUUUUGUCUGCACUGCUGCUUUUUUUUUCUUCUUCCAAUAUGGUAUGUGUAUUGUGUACAGGGCGGGGGGAGUAGUCGUGGAUUUCGCCUUGCUUAGAUUUUCUUUCUUUCUUUUUUUUUUAGUAAGUGCUCUGUGACUUCGUGCAUUGUAAAUACUAAUGCUUCCACACCCCUGCC
Molecule: messenger RNA, 6095 nt
Organism: Erinaceus europaeus (western European hedgehog)
Lineage: Eukaryota; Metazoa; Chordata; Mammalia; Eulipotyphla; Erinaceidae
Gene: TMPPE
Product: transmembrane protein with metallophosphoesterase domain
Exons: 2
Coding region: 235-1578 (447 amino acids)
Molecular function (GO): hydrolase activity
Source: RefSeq, a predicted model, not a curated record